GGUGCCCGUUUUUGUUUUUUCCCGCCCGCUUCAUUAUUGAUGGCAUCGGAACGGUAAUGCGGAAGCAUGUGUGAACGUUUCAUUACAAAAGGUGGACGCGGCUCGUGUUAAUACUGCAGGCCGCCCGCACCGGACCGGACGGGUCGCGGCUCAAAUUAAAAAUUAUAAAAAAGACUUUAAAAUUUAAACGGUCCUCAAAAUUUUAUUUGGACUUUUGAAUCUGGAAUAGAUUUUUUUUCUCUGGAUUUUCGGUCGAGCGGCGCGCGAUAAAGUUGAACUAUUUUGACGCGUGUAAAGUUUUGCUGAAGUUCGGCUCACGUGCGUGUGGCUCGCGUGACCAACACUUCAACUUGUGACGUUCCCGCUCCAUUCAAGUUAUUUGAAAUUCGAAUCGCUCUAUUUUCGUGUUAUUUUUAAUUUGUUUAGUAAACAACGUUACGGCCGGGUCGUGUUUAUUUGUCGCUGGUUCACCGGACAUUGACUGAUAUCUGUGAUUUUGUUGAUAGUUUUGUUGUUUGCAUAUUUUGUUACUUUUUAAUUGUUAUAUUCUUGAACGGGUGAGCUGACAGCCGGAAAGGUCAAAUAAAAGAAGAUCGCUCUACGGAUAACUCAACAUAACAAGAUUCAAACACACAUGAUUCCGUAGCCUGUAAUCGAGAAAAAACAAAAUUCAAAAUGGUGGACACGCAGCAUUUCUGUCUCCGCUGGAAUAACUACCAGAGCAGCAUAACGAGCGCGUUCGAGAACCUUCGAGAUGACGAGGACUUCGUGGACGUGACGCUGGCCUGCGACGGGAAGAGCCUGAAGGCUCACCGAGUGGUCCUGUCAGCUUGCAGCCCCUACUUCAGAGAGCUGUUGAAGUCAACACCCUGCAAGCACCCAGUGAUCGUACUCCAAGACGUGGCGUUCACGGACCUGCACGCGCUGGUCGAGUUCAUCUACCACGGCGAGGUCAACGUGCACCAGCGGAGCCUCUCCUCCUUCCUGAAGACGGCUGAGGUGCUCCGCGUGUCGGGGCUGACGCAGCAUGAUGAUGCUCAGGGGCCCCUGGUGCAGAGCCUGGCCCGAGCCGCCGCCGCCGCGCAGGCCGCCGCCUCCCCGCACACCCCGGCACACCCCGCGCACACCCCGCACCCCCCGCACACGCCCUCCUACACCGAGAAGCUGGAGGAAGCGCUGUCCCAGCCACCCCCCCUGCCCAUGAUGCGCCGCGCGCCGCUGCCCCCCCGCCGCAUCUCGCGAUCGGCCGACAACUCGCCUGACGUCAUCAAACGCGCUCGCCACGACAACAACAACACAGAACAAUCGCAAGUCCACGACUUCUCCACCAAGAACCACAAUCUGAUCAACAACACGAGGGCUCACGCUGACUCCGGGAACGGGAACGGGAUCUCCAACAGCUCUGGGUCUCCGUCGCCGUCCAGGCUGAUGAAUGAGGUGAAGGACGAGCCCCUGGACAUGAUCUGCGGGUCCAACGCCGACAUCGACCGCAGCAUCGACGACACCCCGCCGCAUCACCACAGGACGCAUGGAGGCGGGCCGCCGUCGCGAGGCAGCUCCGCGGACGCCGAGGACCGCACGCCGCCGCCGCAGCUGCCGCCGUCGCCGUUCCUCCAGCCUGGUGACACCAAGCUCUUCGCCGCCAACCAGUACCCGUUCCCGCUCGGACUCUCUGAUCAUCAUUCCAUGAGUGUCCUUUUUCCAGGCCUGCCUAGCCCGAUCUCCACCGACAUGGCCGGCACAUCUCAAGCGGCGCCGGCGCUGCGCAUGCCUCCGCCCACGGCCGGGGGCAUCAACGAGCCGCAGGAGUGCCCCUACUGCCGCCGCACCUUCUCUUGUUACUACUCGCUGAAGCGCCACUUCCAAGACAAGCACGAGCAGUCGGACACCCUGUACGUGUGCGAGUUCUGCCACCGCCGGUACCGGACCAAGAACUCGCUCACCACGCACAAGAGUCUCCAACACCGCGGCUCCAGCGGCAUGCUCAAGCGGCUGCUCAAGACCUCGGCCCUGCAGAGCGCGCUGGCGCCCGCCCCGCACCACCUGUUCGACCUCGGCGCCCCCGACCACCCCCAGCUGCCGCCCGGCCUGCAAUGACCACAAACUAUGGCGUAAAACGGUCGCUACACCCACACACAACCUCCUUCGAGCGCGAAUUCAAAAGUAGAUUCGCGUUCGAAUCGUUGGAAACGGACAUGGAAUCGCUCGCAAUAGCAUCUCUAUGUGUGCAAUAUUAAAUGGACAAUGCCAAAAUAAUGCCAGGUUUAAGGCGCAUUUUAAUCGUAUUAUAAUUAGUGAAAUACUGAGGUUAGAUUUAAAUUACAAUAACAGUAUUGCCGCCCCGCGGUUUAGACUUCGUGUUUAGGGAAAGAUCCGUGUAGUCCAGGCGGCCCCCAGGGGGCGUCGCACCGUGUUCAUGAAUGACAAUGUAAUCCAGAGCAAUACUAAAGUAUUAAUAUUUCUAGUACUGCCAAAUUAUGCCAACCGUAAUUCUAAUGAAAUACAAUUUUUAAAUCACUUUUUCGAUUAUAUGUCUAUUAGUGUCAAAUUAGACUCGGAAACUGUACAAAGAGAAACGUACAAAUUUUUGAAAACAAAUGCAAAAAAAAUAUUUUUUAAGAAAACUUUUUUCGGAACGCCAAAUCUAAAUUUUUAACCAGAUUAUUUAGUAAAUAAAUAAAGAGUAAAUUAAAAUUAGGUAAAAGUAAAAUAUUGAUGUUGAAUUAAAGUAAAGACUUCUUAGAAUCUGAUUUCGAAAGUACAAAAUUAAUGUGUAAUGAGCAUCAUUGUAUUCUAUAGUGCGUUUGGCUUCAAUAAUAUUAAUAUCAUCACUUUAUAAGUAGACCGUGCCUUCGUUCGUCCUCAUGUCAUUAAAAAAAUACGGAUCGAGUUUGUUGGAAAUAGUUGCGAAAUGUUGGGAAAAGAAUCGGUCGACGAACGAAUCUGGCGGGAAAGUUCCACAAGUAUGGCGCGCGCUCAGUGUUGCCCGGCGAGUGCGGACCUCCUUUAAUACAGGGAACGAGUGAAUAAGAAUAAAGAGAAUAUAAGCGUUGCGUUGGUUUGCCGACACGUGGGUCUUCGAAAAGCGGUUCGACGAUCGUAUACGUCACCAUGAUUUCAAAUCAUGAAAUAAAAAGUCGUUUAUAUGCUGUAUAAAUUAAAAUCGUAGUGUUUAGGUAUUAAUAGACUAUGUUAAUCUGUAUCCAUUUUCGGAUUUCUCUCUAUGAGUGUAUAGUGGUUCUUAUUUAAAUGUCGACCAACCUAGCGGACAUCUCGUUAUUAAAAUAUUAGAUCAUUAUUAUUAUUAUAUUAUUAUUCUCAAAAAUUCUUAGUAUAAACCAUAAGAUGGCUGCAGAUUGUAAAAAUAUUUUAUUUACUUAUUUAAUGAUAUCGUAGGAAAUGCUUAUAAGUCAUAAUUAUUCUUUUGGGAAAUAAUUAAUACAUAUCUGCUCAGGGUGUGUACAUCAAAUAUUCACAUAAAAUGAACAAUAUUGAUUAAAUAUAUAGUUAUACAGUGAAAAAUCUCCGCUCAACAUAUCACAAACAAAUAUCUCUUUAAUAUACGAUAAAAAUAAAAUAUCAAUAAAGUAUUCUCUAAUCCCGUGAUAUUUCACAAGACCAAAGAAAAAAGGGGAAAUAUUGUCGAUUGCAUUUAUUUCAAAGAAAAAAUAUUUUAUAAUGGAAAGAAAUACAAGUUUAUACCGUGCCAUAUCUUUUGCCACAAAAAUCAGAAUUCUGUCUUAUCGGACAACAUAUCACUCACUAAAAGUGAAUAUAAUAAAACACCCGCAAAAAACAAAACAAUUUUAAUUAACUAUAUUACUUACUGGUCUUUCAAUGCAAUUAAGUCAAUGCAUAUUCUUAACAGAUCUACAGGUUGUGAAGCAUGGUACUUAUUGUUUUAUUAACCGUCAUUUCCGAGAUUAUAAAUAAGCAUUUUACUUGUAACACAAAAAAAAAACAAAAAUAUAUUUAACUCUUACGAAUUUAAACAUCUAAUCAAUCUGAAUUUCAGUUUCUAUGAUAUUAUUUUAUACUGUAUUGAAUCCUGUUCCAUUCUUCACGACCUUGUAUCAACUGCAACUUAACAUUUUUAAGUUAAAAUCAUCUAUUAUUGCAUUUAUUUUCCAAUACCUAAAUACAAAAAUUAUGGGUUAAGGAAUAAUUAAGUUUUUAGAUUCUUUUCGGAAUGUUACAUAAUCGUGCUAUGUGAUAUCGUAUAUUUUAUUAUAUUUUACUGGUAUAUUCUGGUUAGUCUUUACAUUUAAGUUCUGAUAAUGCAUUUUAACCUCAAUUUAGAUUAUUUAAUGCGACGAAAGUAACCAAUUUUUCAGUAGGGUAUCCCCGAUUUUUCAACGCAAAUACCUCCGUUUCCUUAUAAUACCUCAAGUUAUGUUUGUUUUUAUUUUUAUCGCAAUGUUAAACUUACUGGGUUUAGAGAGGAUACAGGUUUAAAUUUCGUUAAAAUACAUUGAAUUAAAUAUACUGCCACAGUGAAUUAAACAAAAAAUUAGCUUGAGCUUAGAUGAGAAAAUGGAAGCAAGCGGGUAGUUGGAAUUGUAAAUAUUUUAUAAGUUUAGUAAUUACUUACAUAAUUGGAGAAAUCGUGGCACCGUUUGGGAAGAAGCCUCGUGAUAUUAUUAACUAAAUAGUAAAUAGAUAAAAUCAUUAAUGGAAAGGAUUUUUAUAUAUUCUACUAAAUUAGUGAAACUUAGGUUUAGUGUUUCCGUAAUGUUUAGUUACUUACUUACUAUAUGUUUAAUUGUUUUCGCUGUGCAUUUUUUCAUAUCGGUUUGACUGUUUAUACGCUUGUUGGCUGCUUGUUUAUAUAAAAAAGUUUCGUUUGACUUUACGUCGAAAUUUUCGUAUUUGUUAUAUAUUUUGCAAUGCCAUUAGGGUCGUGUUAAACUAGGGUUUAUUCUCCUAGAGGGUUUCGGCGCUAGGGUGUACCGACUCGAAGUCAAAAUUAUUGUGAUCUCAGUUUAGAAGCUGCGUAAUACAUCAGAGUGGACACAGCCGUUUAGUGAUCGUUGUUAGCUCUUAUUAUAUGUGAAAUUUGCGUUAAGUUUGAAUUCGGUGUCGGCAAAAAAGAGAGAUGCAGCUACAAAAUUCAAAAAGGCAAAAAAUAUAAGGCAGUCAUUGAACCCGUUGAGAAACAGCGAAACAUGAUAGAACUUUGUAUUUCUUAUUUUGCAAUGUAUACCAAAUUAAUGCAUUUUUAUUUGUAAGAUAUUUAAAGUGAGAGCCUGUUUUAUGUUAAAUAUUAAUGCGUACUGGAUUUGCAAUUUCAUUUUUCACUUCUUCAGAGUAACUUUGUUAAGUUUACUGAUACAAAUCUUAAACUGAAAGCGUCAUUCACUUUUAUGAGUUAAUACAGUAAACCUCAAUAUACUUAAAACACUUAGUAAAAGCUUUAUUGUACUAAACGCAUAAAAGUGCGAUGAACUACAAUAAACAGACUGUGUUACUAAAUUAGGGUAAUGCACAAAGUAAUAAAUCGGAAUGCCUUCAAACAGUACAACUAUAACAAUAGCAUACAAUAAGUGAUACAUAAUGUAAGAUGUAUGAGUAUACUUAAAAUGGCGUUAUAAGCUAAAAAUCGGUUAAGGACAAACGUGUAUUACAAAAUCACAGUAAUGCCGUUUUAUCGUAUUUUUCGAAGGGAUACUCCUACUAAUUAUUUAUUAAGUUUCAAAGUGUGUGCAUCUAUUUAUUUAAGUGUGUCACGUUAUUGUCUUUACAACAAUAAAAUUUAGUAGAAUUAUCCCUUGGAUCAGAAGAUAAAUUUUAAAUAAUGCUAAAGUAACAUUGCUUUUGUAAAAAAAUCUUAUUCGUUACGAAUUAUUCACGUGACGUAUUCAUAACGAUGAAAGAAUAAUUUAUUUUCCCAUAUAAACCACCUGACUCUACCAGUUCACAAAUUAAUUCACAAACAUUAUAAUAUUCUGCGAUAAGGAAUAUAACUUUAUUGCUUUUUUCAAUAAGUAUUACCUCGACUUAUAUUAUACAGUAAUUUUUGAUCGUUUAUUACAUUUUACAACGGUUAUAGCAGAAACAAGUCCCAGCAUUCGUGAUUUGUGUAUAUAACUUCCUACCUAUAUUGUAAAUGCCAAACUACGUUAUAGCUGUUAUUAUAUUUACCAUACAUACAUUUUAUUUUGUUGAUCCCUACCAUAUUUAAAAUGCAAUAGUUUUUUAAUCGUCUGUGUUUUAUGUUACGAUCUUUUAUAAAACAAUAUGAAACUGAUUUAUUUCAUAUUUUGGGGUCUCAUAUUGUUUUGUAAAAGAAUUAUCAAGUUAAUAUGGACGACACCAGUACCUACAAUAGUUAAAAUAUUAAUAUAAAAUUGCUCGACCGGAGAAGCGAACCAAGCAAGGGUAUAUCAUCUCGUUCACUUUGUAUAUAAAUCACUGGUUUUACAGAGCUGGGAUGACGUAUUCUUACAUUUAAUAGCUUUAAUAUUAAACAGUAUCUUCCACAUUAUUUAAUUAUAGUAUUCCAUAAUAGCAAUAGUUCUCAUUCUGCCAACAUAGUACCUCAUACAAUAAAUAGUUAUAUAUAUACCUAUUUUAUCAAACUUAUGUCAGCAGGAUCGCGCGGUGACAAUUUUUCUGUUUUGAAUUUUUAUUUGCAAACUUCUUAACUGUAUUAUAUUUUAUAGAUACUUUUAUACUAAUAAUUAAUAUUUUUUGUGAUUCGCGAUCAGCUGCCAAGGUUUACAGUAUAUAGUUGCAUAAUCAUAGUUCCGUAACUCAAAGUGCACUUACAAUUUUUAUAACAAUAAUGCUGUUGAUAAGUAUUAUAUUCUAAGUAGUUACAAUAGAUCGCUUCCUCCGUUGUCGAGCAAAUUCGUUAACCCGUAAUUCACAGUAUAUACAAAGUAUUUACAAUAUACAAUUAUGACAUAUACUCACAGUUAACAUAGAAAUAGUAACGAUCAGAUAAAAUAGACUAAAACAAUGGUUUGAGUAAUUCAAUUGAAAUCAGUUUGUAGACCAGCCUAUACAAAUUGUUCCGGGCCAACUGUAAAUUGAUUUCAGUUUUAUUAGUAAGACUUUUCAACAAUUACUUGUUGUCCUGUAAUACAUUUUAUACAGAAGUAUUUUUAUGAAAACGAUAUAUUUCAAAGUUAAUUAAGUGGCAAUCUAAUUUAACUGCACAUUAUUUUUGCUGACACACCUAGGUUAGUUUUUCAUUUAUAUUAUUUCUUAAAUAUGCACGAUCUGCAUUUUUAUAGCAUUGGGUUUUUCUUGUAAAUUAUCGUCGUAGGUAUACGUUUCUAGUAUUUAAACUGUCUUACUAAUUUAUAUAAUUUGAAUGUACUCUUAGAAAAUAAAUAGCGGUUUUUUGAGACGAUUAAGUAUACCUACGACUAACAGUAAGCCUAUCUAAUAUUGUGUUACUAUUUGUAAAGGUUAUAGUUUUGCCAUCGUUGAUCAAAGAAAACAUACUUAUGUGUUAAAUAAAUUUAGUUAAUGAGUUUGUUAUACUUUUAAAAGUUCGGGUCGAAUGCCGUGCGUGGUAUAGUGAGGAAUGUACAGAAAGUUUCGAAAAUAGUAUUGUGUAAUAAUCAGUAAGGUUUAACGAUAAAGUUAGGUGUGAUGGCCCUGUGCAACCAGGGUCGUAAGAAGGUAAGGCUUCUCUUCAAGUUGUUGUGAGUUAGAACAUCUUUAUGGUGUCCAAGAAAUUGACCAACCAUAUUCAAGACUAUGCAGUCAAAGUUAAUACUCUCGCUGAUUUGUUUGGUAUAUUUUCCUGGACACCUUUUUCUUAAAGUCGGAGAAGACACUUAAAGUACUAAAUUAUUGUUGUAUAGUGUAGGAAAUAACCAAGUUUUGAUCGAUCACGCUUUUAUAACUAUUAAAAUCAAGCAGAGUAAUGUUAUCUUGCCGUAACAACACUCGAUCUAGAGAAUAAAUUAAAAAAAACAUAACUUUCCUUGAAUUUAAUGGUGUAAGAAGAGUGAAUUUCACUUGUUUUGAUGUUGUUGAUUAAUGUGGUUUAGGAAUCAACUCGGGAUUGGGCACUUGAACAUAUCAGUAGUCGGAACACUUAGUACUAUAAGUAUCUUUGAAUCUGACUAACUUUCAAGAUGUGAUUGGUAUGGUUUUUUAUUUGUUUUGUUUAAGCGGCAGUUUUUUCGAUUUUAUUGUAAAAAUCUGCGUUUUGAAUUCUCAUGAAAGUAUAACAGUUGGAUGUAAUAAAAGUAUAAAUAAACUCGCAGUGAUUCCAUUGA
This is a messenger RNA of Plutella xylostella (diamondback moth), 8237 nucleotides long. The record is from RefSeq and is a predicted model, not a curated record. NCBI's taxonomy places the organism in Eukaryota, Metazoa, Arthropoda, Insecta, Lepidoptera, Plutellidae.